This is a messenger RNA of Penicillium manginii, 2385 nucleotides long. RefSeq lists its product as uncharacterized. The transcript has 5 exons. NCBI's taxonomy places the organism in Eukaryota, Fungi, Ascomycota, Eurotiomycetes, Eurotiales, Aspergillaceae. Bases 1 to 2385 code for a protein of 794 amino acids. The record is from RefSeq and is a predicted model, not a curated record.
AUGUCUCGCCGCGCACCGCCUCAGGGCUACUACGAAGAGAAUGAUUAUGAAUAUGAACGAGAACGAUAUUCGCGCCCCCGACGACGAGAACCCGAAUUCGCCGAAGACAUGGAAUUUCGCCGUCGGCGAUCAAUGCCGCCGCCUGAGGACAUGGAGCGGCUGCGGACCCGGGAACGACCACCGCGCGAUAUUGUUCAGGAAAGCUUCGCACAACCGAGAGAGAGGGAGCGGAUGGCCAUGCGGAGAUCUAGAGAUGAGGUGGACGAAGCUGCUCGAGAGGUCGAGCGUGAACCUGACGAGCUCUACAUGCCUUCGCGCCGGCGACGUAGUCAUCGGUCUCGCGAGAUCGAAGAGGAGGAGCUCAUUGCCGAAGAACGGGAUAGACGUCGUGGUCGUAGAUCUCGAGAAGUCGAGGAGGAAAUCAUUUUCAACGAGAAGGAAAGGCGUCGUGUGCGCCACCCAAGAGAGGUUGAAGAGGAAGAUCUUUUGGUUGAAGAGCGAGAGCGACGUCGCGAACGCCGACCCCGUGAAAUCAAUGAAGAGGAGUUGCUUAUUGAUGAUAGAGAGCGCUAUCGCGGUCCACGUCGGAGAGAUAUAGAGGAAGAAGAAAUGAUCAUCGAAGAAAGAGAACGGAGGCGUGUCCCGCGUCCUCGAGACCGCGAGGAGGAAGAUUUGAUUAUCGAAGAAAAAGAGAAACGCCGUAUGCGUCGCCCUCGCAGAAUGAGCGAGAAUGACCGCAUCUACGAGGAGAGGGAGAGACGCCGUGGCCCCCGACCUCCGGAUCCCGAAGAAGAAUUUAUGAUUCACGAAAGAGAAAAGCGUGCAAGGAGGCGGCCCCGGCCAGAUCGGGACAUGGAAGAAGAGGAACUGAUCUUCAGGCGCAGAGAAGCACCAUCGCCCCCGGACGAGAAAUCGAUAACGAAAUGCCUCAGCGCCCAAGGAGCUUUGAAGAAGAUAGAGACGAACCGUUGGCAAGAUCCUCGGAAUCUCGCAGGCGACCCCGACCACGUGAUUCUCCCCCAUGGCGGAAGAAACCGUCGAGACCCCAGAAUCGACGAAGAAAGGAUCAUGCGGUGGAAAGAUCAACCUUCUCCUCGCGAGCAGGAAGAGGACAAGGAAAUACGCAGACGGGAGACGACGCGACUCAGACGCAGUCCACCAGAACCUAUACCGGAACGAGAGCCGCCAGGGGCGUUCCCAAUUGAACAAAGAGAUGACUUCCAAGAAGAUGUGGUGAUUGAGGAGAUGAAACAAAGACGCUCACGGUCAAGACCCCGUAGAACAACGGAAAUUGUAGAGGCGGCCGAUGAGGUCCUAAUUCGCAAGGACAAGAUAUCUCCGCCUCGAGAUCUUUCACCAGAGCCUAGUAUACAUGCGCCCCCUAUCCAUCAAGAUGUGAUAACCCACCAUCGACAUAUCGAUCAUGGAUUUGAAGGUGCCCGUGUGCCGCGUGCGCCUAGCCCAGAUAUUUCUUCCACGAGAACCAGCAUUGACGAAAUAGACGUUCGCCAUCGAAGCACAAAAGGUGGCCACAAAUCCGAGGAUGAAGUUGUUUCCAAGCAUCGCCACGAAGACGAGGAAGAAGAAGAAGAGGAGGAGGAGGAGGAAAUUGACGACGAUGACGAUGAUGAUGAAUCAAUUUCUCCAACCAGCGGUCCAUCUCUCGAAUUCUCCAACCCAUGGGAUAGCAGAACCACGGCUUCACGACACAAGCCACGCUCAUUCGAUGACGAAGGUAUCUCCAUGGCCGCACAAACAGCGCAUACCCGUGGGCGGCGGAAGAUGCCUCGCGGGUUCGAAGGUAGAAAAGAAAUCGACGUGGAAGAAAUCGAAGUCCACGAGAAGCGUUCCAUUCCUCGAUCCACAGCUGGGCUCUCAAAGGGCGUUGGUGACGAAUGGUCUGCGACUGAUACCCUGUCAAAGAUUGAGGUGGCCGAGAUGAGUGGAGCUUUGAGUGUCAUCGAGGUGGCUCCGAAACAUGCAGUAGAGGAAGAAUUGGAACGUGAGAUGAAGAUUGGCCAGCAGGUAGAGAAAGAACAUCGCGAUGAGCGAUGGACGGAGAUUACCAAGGAGUUGGUUGUUCGAGAAGCCAUUGAACGAAUUGGAUAUGAGUUUGAGGCGACCCCGACGCAUUACUAUGUAUUCUCUUUUCUUGAGCAGCGAGAUAUCGAUGAGCUAAUUGAACUCUCUGACGAGAUUCGAAGUGGGCGGCGUCGGCGUAUUCGUGAGAUGCAACGAGAAAGGAUGUCUCUUCCACCACCACCUCGACAACGACGAUCAUCGCUUGUGGAAAGGCUUCCGAUACGGCCACCACGCGUGACUGGAGAGAGGAGGGUGCGAGAACGAGAAUGGAUUAUUGAUCCUCGCCGCUCGGGCCGAUUUUGA